UUUGUAGGUGCUAAAUCUGUGGACAUCGACUUGAAGCAGCAGAAGGCAACUGUGACUGGAUAUAACGUUGAGGCAAAGAAAGUGUUGAAGGCUGCUCAGUCGACAAAGAAGAAGUGUGAGUUGUGGCCUUAUGUUCCGUACAAUUUGUGUUCUGCUGGCCAUUUGGUUUCAUCAUUUCUCAAGAAGGCAUAUGACAAGAAGGCACCUCCUAAUAUGGUCAGGAAAGUUGCCGACACUUCAAACAUCACUGAGACUGCCAUGGACGACCGCUACACAGUCAUGUUCAGCGAUGACAACCCUAAUGCCUGCUCUAUCAUGUAGCUAGAUUAUUAAUAUAUAAAAUCAAUAUAUCUAAAAUAAUCAUAUUAUAAAUAGUGGAUCAAUUAACGAAAUAGUGUGGUAUGUGGGGUUGAUAUACGUGGGUUUUGUUCAAGGAGUUUAAUUAUUCAAGCUGUUGAUUUAUCUCUUUGGCUAAAGCUGUCAUAUUUGCGUGGAGCCUUUUGUGAUUCAAGAGUAAUAUUACUCUUUUUUUUUUCAUCUCUAGCAAUAUUGUAGGGAUAUCGAAAAGUGAUUAUAAUUUAAGA
Molecule: messenger RNA, 584 nt
Organism: Malus domestica (apple)
Lineage: Eukaryota; Viridiplantae; Streptophyta; Magnoliopsida; Rosales; Rosaceae
Source: RefSeq, a predicted model, not a curated record